AUGGCUGCUCGUUGUAGAGUUCGAACUCUUGAAGAUUUGAAUGAAGACGACAAUGGUGGGGGUUGCACGUUUGAACAAUUUAAUCGAACGCAUCCUCCGACCUUUGAUGGAAGAGGCGAUGCGAACGCUGCGGAAGAUUGGAUACAAGACAUUGAAGAAAUAUUUGGUGUUUUGGAGUGUACCGAUCAGCAAAAAGUCAAGUUCGCAGCCUUCAAACUAUCUGGAGAAGCAAAGAGAUGGUGGAAUUCUGAGAAAGUUAUCAGGGAAACUGAGGGGAUUGGAGUAAUUGUUUGGGCUCAAUUCAAGCAGAGUUUUUUCGAUCGAUUUUUCCCUAAGGCAGAUAGGGAUGCUAGAGCCCGAGAGUUCACCAACUUGGUGCAAGGGACCAUGACUGUGUGCCAGUAUGCUGCAAGGUUUGCGGAAUUAUCACGUUCCGCAGCAUACUUGAUUCCCAAUGAGGAGAAAAAGACUAGGAAGUUUGAAAAAGAAUUAGUGCACAAGGCGAUGCUAGUUGAACAGAAUCUUAAGAGGGGUGCUGAAUUGCAAGAACAGAGGAAGAGAGCUGCUCCACAAGGGUUUCCUAGUUCGGAUCAAGGGAAGGAAGUAGGAUCAUGUUUCAAAUGCGGUAAGGAUGGGCAUUUCAUUAGUAAAUGUCCAUUGCUUGCGGAGAACAAUAGAAGGCCCAACCCACCCCAAAACUUUAGGCCGAAUAAUCAGGGCAACAAUCAGUGGAGGACUGUACCUGCUCGGGUGUUUGCUUUGACACCGGGAGAAGCUGAGGACAAGGAUGAUGUCAUCACAGGAAUUAUUCCCUUAUUUCUCAAUAAGGCUACUGUUUUAUUUGACUCGGGGGCUACCCACUCCUUUAUUUCAAUGGAUUAUGUUAAAUUGUGCCCCUUUGAUGCUGAUGAGAUGGACUACAAUUUGAGGGUCUCUACCCCAACGGAUGAUAUAGUGACUUGUAACAAGAUUUUACUCAAGUGA
This is a messenger RNA of Juglans microcarpa x Juglans regia, 984 nucleotides long. RefSeq lists its product as uncharacterized. The transcript is spliced from 4 exons. The record is from RefSeq and is a predicted model, not a curated record. Gene Ontology annotation, molecular function: zinc ion binding; nucleic acid binding. The coding region runs from base 1 to 984 and encodes 327 amino acids. NCBI's taxonomy places the organism in Eukaryota, Viridiplantae, Streptophyta, Magnoliopsida, Fagales, Juglandaceae.